This is a messenger RNA of Aspergillus udagawae, 1260 nucleotides long. RefSeq lists its product as uncharacterized. NCBI's taxonomy places the organism in Eukaryota, Fungi, Ascomycota, Eurotiomycetes, Eurotiales, Aspergillaceae. The coding region runs from base 1 to 1260 and encodes 419 amino acids. The record is from RefSeq and is a predicted model, not a curated record. The transcript is spliced from 3 exons.
AUGGGAUUGAGCAGUGAACAACUGGUCGAAGAGGCACGCUGGAGGGACGCAAGAUUCCCCCCACGUCCAUGGCGGUGGAUAGACGGACCAGGGUGUCAGAUACCCUCGCGGCCAACUAACCGAGUAGACAUGGAUGGGAUGGCCAAGUGGUGGAAGCUUGUGGACGCCGUCUGGGACUACGAUCUUCUCCUCAAGAAAAUUGCCAAGGUUCGCUCUGAGAACUGGCCAUUUGACUUCAACAGCAGAGGCCAAAUGAGGUUCGAGCGCGAACCGCAGGGUCCAGCGGUGCGGAUUGAGCGCAAGGACCGAUACUACUAUCCCGAAAUUGGAGGGCGAUAUGUCUUGGGUGGGGAAAUAGCAAGAAUGAUCGAUUCUUGGUUCAUUGAGCCACCAUCGUAUGAUACUAGGAGGGAUUCGAUCUACUUUGGGCGUAUCGAGGUGCCCAGCUGGGCAAAGGACCAAGGAGCCAUCAUUGUCUCGUCGCGGGGUGUUACUGGUCUGACAUUCGAUGAUGAGGACCGCGUUUCCUGGGAUGGUAUGUCGGGGACUCCGGUUAUUUGGGCCAAGGAAGUGAGCCUUGAAUGCCCUACCAGCCUUACGCGAGCCACUGUUUUCACUGCGGUGAAAACCCAAAGUGGCCAAGAUGCGAUCCUGGUCGCUUAUGACCCAGAUGAGGAACAGGAAGACGCGCAAGACUCCGAAAAGAUAAUCGACGUGAAAAAAGAGAGAAUUGCCAUCAAGUCAGAGGUGGUAAAUGGAAGCCAGAAACUUCACCUUCCGCAGGACAUUCCCAUCAAGUCUGAGGCGGUAAAUGGAACCUCCGAACUUGAUGUCAAGAAUGAACCUACUGUCAAACCACCUACCACCACGCCUCAGCAACAGUCGUCAGCACACAACAGGUCUCCCCGUAUACUCAAGAGGGAACCAGAGCCCCACAUCGUCACCGGUCACAACAAACGUGGCAGAACCAGGUCAAGUGCCUUGACCCAGGGCAGCAACACUGAAUCAUGGGUGGAAAUGGCUUCCACGAUGAUCCGCCAGGCAGCCUCUGCGGACAGGGAACAUCAGGCGCUGAUUCGAAGUAUUCGCGAGGACGUCAAAUCUCUUCAAUCCAGAGCUAAUGCUUUAAAGGCGUCAGCACCGCUGCCUAGAGCUCUAGAGGAUGUCCGGAAACUCAUGGCUGAGCACGAAGACGACGUGCUAGGGACAGAGCAGGUUGCGAGAACGAUGCAAAUCAUCCUGCAGAAACUCCCUUCUUGA